Molecule: messenger RNA, 3335 nt
Organism: Orussus abietinus
Lineage: Eukaryota; Metazoa; Arthropoda; Insecta; Hymenoptera; Orussidae
Product: sodium/potassium-transporting ATPase subunit beta-2
Exons: 6
Coding region: 123-1097 (324 amino acids)
Biological process (GO): potassium ion import across plasma membrane; intracellular potassium ion homeostasis; sodium ion export across plasma membrane
Cellular component (GO): sodium:potassium-exchanging ATPase complex
Molecular function (GO): ATPase activator activity
Source: RefSeq, a predicted model, not a curated record
CUGCGGGCCGCAGUUAACCUGGCGGUGCCGCGGCAGUCGGAGUAGAGUGCGUCAUCCGCGAGGUUGGUCGCGUGCGCGAGUCCCGAGUUUUCGAGAUCGCCGCGCCGAAGGAGUCCGCCAGGAUGGUGGCGAAGGACCCGAAGUUGGCGGCCUCCGAGCUGAUGAACCCCUACGAGAGGCCGCCCAGCAUGUCGGUGCGCCAGUCCCUGCGCAACUUCCUGUACAACAGCGAGACCGGGGCCUUCAUGGGCAGGACCGCCAGCAGUUGGGGAAAGAUCGGAUUGUUUUAUCUGAUCUUCUACGGAGUCCUGGCAGCUCUGGUGGCGAUAUGUUUUUGGGGAUUCUUCCAAACUUUGGACCCGAGGAUACCAACGUGGCAGCUGGAGCGGUCUAUAAUCGGAACCAAUCCUGGUUUGGGAUUUCGGCCGAUGCCACCCAGCGAAAACGUGGAGAGUACUCUGAUUUGGUACAAAGGGACCGAUCGGGAGAAUUUCAGGCAUUGGGUGCAAUCUUUGGAACAAUUUCUUGAAGUGUACCGAAAACCUGGUUUAACGCCCGGUCGGGGAGCGAAUAUACACAACUGCGACUACAACCAGCUGCCGGCUCCAGGGCAAGUUUGCGACGUGGACGUGAAAAAUUGGCAUCCAUGUAUAAUGGAAAACAGUUUCAAUUACCACAGAUCAGCUCCGUGUGUCUUCCUCAAGCUUAACAAGAUUUACGGCUGGAGGCCAGAUUUCUACAACGACACCAAGACUUUACCCGACAACAUGCCGCGAGAGCUGAAAGAGCACAUUGCCGGUCUCAAGGUGAAAGACCCUCGUCAGUUGAACACGAUCUGGGUAUCCUGCGAGGGCGAGAAUCCUGCCGAUCAGGAGAACAUCGGCCCUGUCAAUAUUUUACCACGUAGAGGCUUUCCUGGGUACUUUUACCCCUACGAGAACUCGGAGGGUUACCUGAGUCCCCUCGUGGCGGUGCAUUUCGAAAGGCCACGACGCGGGAUCCUGAUAAACGUCGAAUGCAAGGCGUGGGCUCACAACAUCAAGCACAGCCGCCAUGACAAGCUGGGAGCUGUACACUUCGAACUUCUGAUAGAUUAGAGGAUGUCCGCUUGUCGCGCUAGUUACCCGGAAAAUUCUAAGUUAUUGUCGACGCUUCGUCGAUCGAGCACGGACCAAGAAACGCGGCGAUUGUUAGGUGCGAAGGGUUUCGAGAGAAAUCGUCAGGUCGCGAGGGUCCUGUCGGCAUGAAAUAUCGGUGUCUACGCGGACUGAGUUAGCGAGCGCGUCGGUUCUUCGGGAACUAAGCGAGAUUAGUUUCAGGGACGACGCGGUCGAGUUUAGUAGUUUGUCGAGGUAUAAAAUUACGAAUCCGUACGAUCUGAACUGAGUCCCGUUCGUCCCGGGAUUCGCGAUGAACGCCCGAGACGACGGACCGGAUGAAAUACUCUCUUUAUCUCUGUUUGUCAAGUUCUCUCUCUUUGUCUGCAUGUCCACGCGAUUGGCGUUAAAUCUUCACGUGAUCAUCCCUGAUAUUAUCGAACUCGGGUGAGAAAGCUUGGCGAAUGCACGAGGAUCAACUGCCAGGCCGGAAAUGGGCAUCGGGGAUUAGGAUAUAAAUUUUCACACGAAUUUUCACGCGAUGUCGGUGCUGAAUGUAUGUUCUAUCGUUCGGUCGCUAGGUUUCCUCUGGUAAAUGCAAUGUUUUCACGAACAGGAUGCAUUUAACGAAAGAUUGGAAUUUGCCCAUUCCCGGUUAUUAUCUAAAAAGGGAUCGGUAGUCUUAUAAUCGCAUGAUACGAGAUACCGUGCUUUCCUCGUCCUUUCAAGUACAAAAGGUAUAUUUACACCACUUCCCGUGAGUGUUCAUUUAAGUGUAACGCGGCGAGUUCCGUAUUUACACGUCGUUGAAUCUCUCGCGCUAGAUUUCGAGUAGCCAGGGAGACGCAAUCGAUCGUUUGUCUCUAGUAAAAUGCGGGAAAAAAAGGGGGGGGAAAAAAAGGAGAAGCGCGCGCGAGCCGUCAGGACGAUUUCUGCCAUUACUUUCCGAGGCUUCUCAUAAUGAGGAUUUUCAUGGCGAGGUCGCGCGCCCCAUCGGGAAAAUAGAUCUCGUCAGGUAAGAAGUAUAUAAUAUAUAUUUUCAUCCCAUCGUAUAUAUGUAUAUUUUCAGAUGACUUUUAGCGCGAGUGCAUUCCGAGCCUUUCCGGGCUUCACGUGACCACGCAUGUGUCCACGAUUGCAUAGAGAAAUGGGGAAACGCGGUCUUCCUCGGCACUUAUGCAUAUAUUUCUACAUAUUUAUAAAAUACAUCUAUAGAAAAUAUCUAUAAAUGCCGUGCAAGGUGACACGAAAGUGGCAUCUGAAAGGUCUGUGAAACUUUUCUACAGCAUGAGAAUACCGAAUUUGAAGUUUUACCAUGCUAAUGUAUAGGUCCCUAGGAACGACCCGACACCUAUGAAAUUUCAAUUUCACGACAGAAUUGAAAAAUGCGCGGUAACAAAUUUACAGAGAAGGAAAUUUAGUUUCGUCGAUGUUAGGACCUUUGAAGCCGACAUAUCCACGCGGUGGAAUUUCUAGCGAUUCGGUACACCCAGCUGGGAGAAAAGUUUCAUAAGCGAGACCCCUCGGACGGCAUUUUCAUAUCGCCCUGAAAGGGACCGCGAGAAACGUUCGUCCAGUCGUGAUUUCUUCAUUUUUCACAUAAAGUGUUGAAGCGACACGUUCGAAAGCGAACUGCCUUUUCUAGUAGCGUAAGACGUAGUAUUUGAUGUAUUCUCGGCGAAAUCUACGCGUCUUAUCCCUGAACUAUGGGUUGCACGCUUUGUCGAGAGAUUUCCUGCAAGUCGGUUUUCGGCUCUGCUCGCGCGCAUUUAAAGGAUUCGUAGAUUCAGUCUACGGCGUUACUCGUUUAGUGUAUCACGCGCAUCAUUCCCACCUCUCCUUAAAACUACUAUUUGUAUAGUGAUUAAGUUGUACACAUUUAUGAUCGAUAGUUUUACUGUACACCGCUGCAUAUCGUAAUAUAUAUAUAUAUAUAUAUGCAUAUAUAAUCCGACUCCGUGCGCGGACGUUUGUGCCUUACGUUUGUUUUAGAAGCGAUCUAAAUCUCGUUCGUAAAGGACGCCGAAUAAAUGUCGGCCACGCGGGAUCAGCUGUAUCGACAGUGCCUUAUUAUCGAUGCUACCGAUAAUAAUUUUCGCAAUUAGUCCGGUCAAUUUUUAGCGGCAUACACAGUUGUUAACGGAGCAGCAGUAUUUUUGUAAAGAGGAUCGCACUCGGAUGCGAGUGCGUCUUACUCUCGGAGGAAUAGACCAAGCAAAAUAAACACAUUUCCACUAA